This is a messenger RNA of Rana temporaria (common frog), 1796 nucleotides long. RefSeq names its product salvador family WW domain containing protein 1 (gene SAV1). Gene Ontology annotation, molecular function: protein binding; molecular adaptor activity. Bases 196 to 1347 code for a protein of 383 amino acids. Gene Ontology annotation, biological process: regulation of cell population proliferation; apoptotic process; hippo signaling. The transcript has 5 exons. Lineage: Eukaryota; Metazoa; Chordata; Amphibia; Anura; Ranidae. The record is from RefSeq and is a predicted model, not a curated record.
CCCGCCGUAUCCGGGAGGGGAGCUGUGAACGAGUGCGCGUUCUGGCUGGUUCCCCGGUGUGACCGGUAGAGGGAGCCUGGCGGCGGGUGUAGGAGUGGUGGAGGGUAGGGGGGGGGAGUAUGUCGCCGUGUAGUCUCGGAGAGGAGAGUAUGAGGGGACGCGCCGUGUAGCGGAGCCCGGGGGGAGGAGGAGGGGAUGUUAUCCAGGAAGAAGACCAAGAAAGAAGUUUCCAAACCGUCCGAGGUGCAGGGCAAGUAUGUGAAGAAGGACACCUCCCCGCUGCUGCGGAAUUUGAUGCCCUCUUUCAUUCGCCAUGGUCCAACCAUCCCACGUCGGACUGACAUCCUCCCGGCGGAUCCCGCCCCUUCUCAAUACCCCCCUGCAGGGGAUGGGGGGGUUUCAAGAAAUCAAAGUUUUUUGCGGACUCCGGUUCAAAGAACUCCCCAGGAGGUCAUGCGCAGGGAGAGCAACAGGAUGUCCGCCCCUUCGUAUUUGGUGCGAGGUCUGGGUGACGUGCCUAGGGAGUAUGGCGGCUCCGCUCAGUCUUUUUUAACGGAAGCCAAUUCGGUUAUGGAGAAUGGAGAUGCAAACCCCAGGUAUUUCUGCUCAGACCACCAUUAUGAUGGACAGAGGAGGAAGCAACAUGAAGAUUACAGAUAUUAUGAACACAGCAAUGAUCAUGUACAGAGAAUGAUGCACGGACCAGGCAGACUUCCUGCAGGCAUCGGAAGGGUUGCAGCCACCUCUUUAGGGAACCUGACCAACCACAGUUCAGAAGAUAUGCCUCUACCUGGUGGCUGGUCUAUGGACUGGACAAUAAGAGGGCGGAAGUAUUACAUCGAUCACAACACAAACACUACGCAUUGGAGCCACCCAUUGGAGAGGGAAGGGCUGCCCCCUGGCUGGGAACGUGUGGAGUCGGCAGAGUUUGGUGUUUACUAUGUUGAUCAUAUUAAUAAGAGAGCCCAGUACAAGCACCCAUGUGCUCCUAGUGUUCCUCGCUAUGACCAGCCCCCUCCCCUCCCUCCUCCUGUCACUUAUCAGCCUCGGCAAGUGGAGAGAAGCCAGCCGCUCCUAGUGCCUGCCAAUCCAUACCAUACAGCAGAGAUCCCAGACUGGCUCCAAGUGUACGCCAGGGCGCCUGUCAAAUAUGACCACAUCUUGAAGUGGGAACUCUUCCAGCUGGCAGAUCUGGACACAUACCAGGGUAUGCUCAAGCUGCUUUUUAUGAAGGAACUGGAAAGAAUAGUUAAACUGUAUGAAGCCUACAGACAGGCGCUGAUCACGGAGGUGGAGACGCGGAAACAGAGACAGCAGUGGUACGCUCAACACACCAAGAACUUCUGAUGUAUCUGAUCUUUUACCCCCCCUCAUUUCCUCAGGACUGGAAAGUCACCCCUUUUGUCACAGAGGGGGGGCUGUUGUGCCUUAAUGGCCCAUUCCUGUAUCAAAUGUGCUUUUAAACACUACAUAAAGGGAACGUUGCAGUGGAGCAGAUGCAAGAGGAGGCCCACGUGUCAGUCCAGUGCUGCUGAAUAUCCUGCAAUAAGCACACCUGGGGCUCCUUAAGGAUGGACUUACCUGAGCCAUGAAAGCUUUGGGUAUUCAAGCAGCUUCAACCUGUACUCACCCAGGCAGCAAUGUUAUCAAAGCAGCUAAUGUUCAUGAGACUGAAGCCAUAAAGGUCCUCCAAGUGGACUCAAACUCUAAAAUUAUUUGCAUAGUUUCCCCCAUGUGCUAAUUUUAAGUGCCUGGAAUAGCUGAAAAUGUUACCUUAAAGUGUAUCUAAAACUUCA